CGUGCGGGGCUCGGCGCGACGCCGUGGGACGGGUGGCGGCGCGGCCGAGCGCGGCGUCUGGGCCAGCCCGCGCCGUCGCCGCGCGUUCCCCGCGGUCGCCUCCGGCGCAGUUCCCCACGGCCGAGGGGGGCGCCCGGCGCGGCGGCACCUGCUGCUGAAGGGACCCCGCGGCCCGCCCCGGGGGCUCAUGAUGGGGCUGAUCUUCGCGAAACUGUGGAGCCUCUUCUGUAACCAAGAACACAAAGUAAUUAUAGUGGGACUGGAUAAUGCAGGGAAAACCACCAUUCUUUAUCAAUUCUUAAUGAAUGAGGUGGUUCAUACGUCUCCAACUAUAGGAAGUAACGUUGAAGAAAUUGUUGUGAAGAACACACAUUUUCUUAUGUGGGAUAUCGGUGGUCAGGAGUCACUGCGGUCAUCCUGGAACACGUAUUACUCCAACACAGAGUUCAUCAUUCUUGUUGUUGAUAGCAUUGACAGGGAACGACUAGCUAUUACAAAAGAAGAAUUAUACAGAAUGUUGGCUCACGAGGAUUUAAGGAAGGCUGCAGUCCUUAUCUUUGCAAAUAAACAGGAUAUGAAAGGGUGUAUGACAGCAGCUGAAAUCUCUAAAUACCUCACCCUUAGUUCCAUUAAGGAUCAUCCUUGGCACAUCCAGUCCUGCUGUGCUUUAACAGGUGAAGGGUUAUGCCAAGGUCUAGAAUGGAUGACUUCUCGGAUUGGUGUGAGAUAACUUUUUUGCUCGAAAGAGACUGCUCUAUUUAUUCUGUGACAUGAACAUUUUUUCCUAGUACCUUUGGCUGCUAAGGCAGCAGCAUGUUUAAUUUAUAACAACACAAACCUCUAUGAGCAACACUUGAAUCAAGUGCAGCCGAACUGGAACAUAAAAAAGAUUUUUUUUUCUUAACUUUUUUUUAAAUGCACUAAUCUUCAUUUGGAUGAAUAUGAUGUAUAACAAUGUUUUCAGCAACAGAAUUCUUCUGACUGCUUAUUCUAAUGAUUUGCUGACUACCUUGUAAGGAAUCUGCCAUAUGUUUUCUUAAGUAUUGUAAUAACUUUAAUGACCAGUUCUUUCAUUUACUGACCACCUCUUUUUGCCACCCAGAUGAUGAAUGGUUUGACAGAGUAGUAGUGGAAAUCUAAGUACUGCUUACAAACUGAAUCCACAUUAAACAUUUACUCCCUCCAAAACAUAUUUUUUGGACAGAACUUAUUACAGAAUAUUCAGCUUUCCCAGAGAGAGAGAGAGAGAGAGAGAGAGAGAGAGAGAGAGAGUGUGUGUGUGUGUGUUUGCAUUUAUAUGGGGACUGGAGAGAUAUCUCAAAGGGCUGAAUGCAUACUUUGCAUGUGGAAAUCCUGGGUUUGAUUCCCAGCACCACUUUGUCCCCUCAGCACCUCUGAGUGUGGCCCAAACAAUAAAACAUCUGUGUGUGUCUGUGUGUCUGUCUGUGUGUGUGUAUAACACAUCAUGAAAACUGCCUUUAAAUGAAUUCAGUUUCCCCAAAAAAGUAAUUUUUAAGUUUCUAAUAUUAGCAUUGAAAUUAAGCGGACUACUUAGAUAAAAGAGUAGAGUCCUUUCUUGCCUAUAACCCAUAAUUAGUUUUGUUAUAAGCUAAUCAAAUUAUUUAUUUGAAAACCCAAUUCUGAUGGUAAAUAUUUUGGAUAAAUCUGGUAUAUUUAAAGUAUCACAUUACUCACUGCAUCUAUAACUAUUGGAAAUUAGUAAAGCAUACCAGCACUAAAUGAAAAGAACACACUUGGAAUAUAUUUUACUACCUAUUACAAAGCCAUUUUUUAUCAGUAAAAAACUCAGCUAUUCCUUUUACAAGGAACAUUAUAUCUGCUUAGGAAAUAGUUCAUUUUAUUUCUUAAAACUCAAAAUUGUAUCUGUAAUAGCAUUUCUACCACCAGCAGUAUAUCACUUAAAAAAAACCACUUGGUUUUCCUUCUAUUUUUGAAUCUUCACUGCAGACAGGCUUAGGCUAGUGGCCAGUUCACAAUUAUGCCUCAUAUUCUGUGUCUCUUGAUGGAUGCUAGGAAAUGCUGAAUUUUAACCCUAACAUUUAGAACGCUAUUUACUAGGAGAGACUCAAAGCUAAUACACUGACAA
Messenger RNA from Sorex fumeus (smoky shrew), 2107 nucleotides. It is a transcript of the gene ARL5B, whose product is annotated as ADP ribosylation factor like GTPase 5B. Gene Ontology annotation, molecular function: GTPase activity; GTP binding. Gene Ontology annotation, biological process: intracellular protein transport; vesicle-mediated transport; protein localization to Golgi membrane. The record is from RefSeq and is a predicted model, not a curated record. The transcript has 6 exons. Gene Ontology annotation, cellular component: cytoplasm; trans-Golgi network. Lineage: Eukaryota; Metazoa; Chordata; Mammalia; Eulipotyphla; Soricidae. Bases 188 to 730 code for a protein of 180 amino acids.